Molecule: messenger RNA, 1459 nt
Organism: Prunus avium (sweet cherry)
Lineage: Eukaryota; Viridiplantae; Streptophyta; Magnoliopsida; Rosales; Rosaceae
Source: RefSeq, a predicted model, not a curated record
AAGGCCAACCCUCCUUGAAUGUGGAAACCAGUGUCCUUCUCUUUGUAGAAAAAUAAAAUAAAAUAAAAACAACUGCGUCUCCCCAGUGGGCAGACCACCUGGUUAAACCCAGCAGCGCUUCCUAUUCUCUCCCCUCUCCGACUUAAAUACCCUCACCUUUCUCUCCCAAUCCAAAAUCCCAAAACCAUUUCUCUCUUAAACCAAAAACCCAACAAGAAAAAUCCCAUCUUUAUUCUCUCUCUCUUUCUGCUCUUUCAAGAUCAGUCUUUUGUGUUUAGAACAACAAGUAGAAGAAGCGAAAAUGCGGAUGAGUUGUAAUGGAUGCCGAAUACUCCGCAAAGGCUGCAGCGAGAAUUGCAGCAUCAGGCCUUGCUUGCAGUGGAUUAAGAGUCCCGAGUCCCAAGCAAACGCCACCGUUUUCCUCGCCAAGUUCUACGGCCGCGCCGGCCUCAUGAACCUCAUCAACGCCGGCCCCGAACACCUCCGUCCUGCGAUCUUUCGAUCAUUGCUAUACGAGGCAUGCGGGCGGAUUGUGAACCCCAUUUACGGGUCGGUCGGGUUGCUGUGGUCCGGAAGCUGGCAGCUCUGCCAAGCCGCCGUAGAAGCCGUGCUUAAGGGCCACCCGAUCACUUCGAUUACAUCUGAAGCUGCCGCCGACGGACACGGCCCACCUCUCAAGGCCUACGACAUUCGCCACGUGUCCAAAGACGAGAACUCGGCCGCGUCGAACGAGCCGAAGCAGGCUAAGACUCGGUACCGGUUCAAGAGGUCCGUCGUCAAGCCCAAGGCCAGCAAGGUCGGGUCUGGGUCGGGGUCCGGAGCCGACGACUCGGCGAAACCGAGCUGGGCGGGGUGCUGUGCGGACGAGUUCAACCGGUCGACGAGUCACGAGUCGUCGCUGAGUCACCAGUCCGAGGCGGCUGCCAACGUGGACGGCGAAAGCAAGGAAACGGAGAGCAUGGUCUCGUCCGAAACGGCUGAGGCUGAGCUGUUAUUUCGAGCGGAGCCGGAGUCGGCUCGGAAGCGGAGUGAGCCAGUUGAGGAAGGAGAGUUGGCUCUGGAGCUGACGCUGGGGCUGGAACCGCAGUCGCGUGCACAGCAAGUGGUUCCGGUGAAGAAGAGGAGGAUCGAGGCUUAUGGGUUAGGCGGUAGGUCCUCAGCUGACGACGGCGCGUGUAAAAUGGAGCUGGGGCUUGAUUUAGUGGCUUGAGCGGUGAAAUAAAAAUGGUUCAGUUUUGACGGCUCAGAUCAGCUCUUUUGUUGGCAUUGAAGAGAUCAAGACUCUUGGUUUUUUUGUUUUUAAUUUACUCGAGUUGUUCUUAGCUUUUAAGUUUUGGUUUUUUUGUUGUUGACUCUUUUACCCCUUUGUGGAGCGAGAUGAGGUGUACAAAUGUGGUUGAAAUUUGCACAUACAGGAACCCGGUAAAUGAACAGAGGGACCAAAUUCUGAUAUUCUCAA